AUGAUCGAUCGGAAAGCACCGUUACUCUAUGAGCCAGAAGUGGUGAACCAGGCAAUCCGAAGAUAUGAGACUUGCUGGCUGCCUAUGCAGACUGCUCAUCCCGACAUGAAUGUGAUACCGCCGUUGGACGUGCAUUGGGUAUGGCAUACACACAUGCUGAGCCCACUUCACUAUCAAGAA
Messenger RNA from Ostertagia ostertagi, 180 nucleotides. The record is from the annotation of a GenBank genome assembly. NCBI's taxonomy places the organism in Eukaryota, Metazoa, Nematoda, Chromadorea, Rhabditida, Trichostrongylidae.